AUGCGAUCUUUCUCUGGCACUUUGUCCUGGCUGUAUUUGCUCGCCAUCUCGCAAGCUGCUUCUCCCAGCAAUGGAUCUACCUGCGGUGUUGCAAGAACCGAUGAUGGAAGCUUCUUCUCCGUUGUUGGAGUGCAAGGAACAGGAGUCCACCCUCGACGGGAGCUGCGCGAGCUUGAAAAAGACGCGGAAACGUGGAAUAUUUUCUUGCAAGCAUUUGCGCGAUUUCAGGCUAUGGAUCAAAGCGACAAGGUGUCGUACUUUCAGGUCGCGGAAUGGGACGGUGUCAAGGGUGACGGACUAAUGGGUUAUUGCCCUCAUGUCAGUAACGUCUUCGGAACCUGGCAUAGACCGUAUCUUGCCCUGUUUGAGCAGGUGCUCCAUGAGCGAGCCGUGGAUAUUGCCAACGAAUACCCCGAAGGCGAUGCUCGAGAUAAUGCUCGAAAGAUUGCUGAUAAAGUACGGCUACCGUACUGGGACUGGGCAAUCGACCCUCCGAAUGGCACCGAAGGCGUCAUGCCAGCCAGCCUUCGAAGGAAGGCUGCCACGGUAACGUUUCCGAAUGGUACAGUGGGAGAGAUUCCGAAUCCGCUGUACCAGUAUAACUUUCAUCCGUUACGAUACGACGACUUCUCUGCUCUUAGCGAAUUCCAGUUCAAGAACUGGAACACCACUAUCCGGUUCCCGCUCGACGGCUACGCUGAAAAUGCUACGAGCCGCAACGACGAAGCGAAUGCGCGCAUCAGCAACCAACAGCCCAACAACCGCGACAUGCUGUACAAGCUGCUUACCAUCUACCAGGCGUUCAAUCUGUGGAGCACCAAAGCUAAUGGCGGGAACAUUGGCAAUAUUGAGACUCUGCACGACGGCCUUCACAAUGCGUUUGGAUUGGGGAAUAUGGGAAUCGUCGAAGCAUCCGCGUUUGAUCCCGUGUUUUGGUUUCACCAUUGCCAAAUGGACCGCAUCAUCGCCCUCUACCAGUCCCGCUACCCAGACACCUGGGUAGAAUCCUCUCUCCAACCCAAAGCAACCUACACCAUCCCGCUAAACAGCACGCAAGACACCGCCUCGCCUCUCGCGCCCUUCCACAUGAACGCCAACGGCGACAUGUGGACCUCGACCACCUCCCGCAACUGGACAUCCUUCGGCUACACCUACCCAGAGCUCGUCUCCAACCCAUCCAACGACUCGCUGACGCGCGCCAUCAACGCGCUCUACAAGCCGCAGACCCAGGGCCUCGCCAACAACACCACCAUCACCACCCUCAGCACCAGCACCAGCAACAACAACAACAACAACAACAACAACAACAACAACAACAACAACAACAACCACAGCGCCGACGCCACAGACUGGCUGGCCGAAGUAACCAUGCCCUCGGACAUCCAAAUCUCCUACUCCGUGCGCGCCUUCCUCGGCGCGCCCCCGCCAGACCCCGCCUCCUGGCCCACAGACCGCACCUACAUCGGCCAAGUGGCCAGCCUCUCCUCGCCGCGCAUGCACUCCGGCGUCCUGCUCACAGCCAGCAUCCCGCUGACCGCCGCGCUCGCCGAGAAAUUCGCCGCCGGCGAGCUGCCCAGCCAAGCCCCCGCCGCCGUGGCCCGCUACCUGCAGCAGCACUUCCACUGGCGCAUCCAGGCGCUCGACGCCAGCGAGAUCCCGCGCUCCGAUCCCCCGCCGGGCCUUAAUGUAACUGUGUUCUCCGUCCCGCUGCGGCUGCCGCGCGGCGAGGCCGAUGUGCCGGUCUGGACGGGCCCGUUUAGCUAUAGGCCGCAGAUCCGCGGGAAUCCGCCGCCGGCGGGCAAUGUUUCUAGCCCUGUGGAGGGGCCGGGGGUUAAUGGGACGAGCGGCGGCUGGAAUGCUACAAGUGGGGGAUGGAGCUGGAAUGGGACGGGGGCGGAGGUGAAUGAUCCUGGGCAUUUCCGCAUAACGGGUAAACACGCGGAUGGAUGA
Messenger RNA from Trematosphaeria pertusa, 1950 nucleotides. RefSeq names its product Di-copper centre-containing protein. The coding region runs from base 1 to 1950 and encodes 649 amino acids. The record is from RefSeq and is a predicted model, not a curated record. NCBI's taxonomy places the organism in Eukaryota, Fungi, Ascomycota, Dothideomycetes, Pleosporales, Trematosphaeriaceae. Gene Ontology annotation, molecular function: oxidoreductase activity. The transcript is spliced from 5 exons.